Scheffersomyces amazonensis is the source of this 2052-nucleotide messenger RNA. RefSeq lists its product as uncharacterized. The record is from RefSeq and is a predicted model, not a curated record. Bases 1 to 2052 code for a protein of 683 amino acids. NCBI's taxonomy places the organism in Eukaryota, Fungi, Ascomycota, Pichiomycetes, Serinales, Debaryomycetaceae. The transcript has a single exon.
AUGUCGGUUAACACUACUAUAUCGGACGGGCCUAUCUCCAUUACUGUAUCGGAUACAGACGGUGAUAUUACCACAGACACUCGUACUAAUUUCUGGAAAGAUAUCACUAUAUCAGAUAUAGUCAAUGGGAUAGCUUAUGGAUUAUGGUAUUCAUUAAGUCAUAUCUAUCAUUCAUAUAUUCUUAUAUUAAUUGGAGUACUAGUACUUUUUGUAAUAUUAUAUGGUAUUAACCAAUUACUCACUAAUGUAAUCCACUUUAAAUUCCCAGCUUCAGUAUUAAUGAUGUUGGUAAAUCUUAUACUAUUGGUAGUAUUAAAUUCAUUAUCUACUUUACCCAAUAAAAAUGAUAAUGAACAUAUUAAACGGAUAAGUUAUGGAAGUUCUUGGUUAUUAACUCAAUACUUAACAUUAACAAAACCCUGUAUGAACUUUUCAUUAAAAUGGAUCAAUGUAUAUUUUAUCCCAAGUUUUGUAACUUUACCAUUAAGUCAACCUAUAACUUUUGUUGAAUGUAUGAAAAUUGCUGGAGUAUUUGUUAUAGGUUUCUUAGCAUUAUUCUUCUUUGAUGUAUAUUUUGUAUGGGGAUUAAGAAUUAUCUUAGAUCACUUUGGCUGGCAUAAAGAUGAUACUAAGAUGCAUCUUGCAACUAGUGGAGAAACUGAUUUUGAUGAUCAAGAAGCUUCUAUAGGAUCAGGUGAUGAAGAUAAUGAAAUUAUAGAAUUACAAACAUUUAAUACCAAUUCUCAAAGUCUUUUAUCUCAUAUGAGAGAUGACAUAACCACCAUAGAUAUACAAAGUUUAAGAUCUACUGGUAUAAAUAGAGAUACUUCUGAUUCAACUACUAAUUCAAAACCAAGAACUUUAUCUAUUCAUGAAAAUCCCUUUGUAACUGAAGGAGCAGAUAUUAUUCCUGAACCUCAACCAGCUCAUCAGAAGUUACCUCAUGAUGGAUCUACAUCAACUUUCCAUAAACCAACUCCAUCACAACUUUCAUUACCAUCAUUAGCUCAAUCAGCAACAGAAGAAGAUAUUGUUAAUGAACCAUUAGAGAGUGAAUCGGAUAAAGAAUCAACACUUGCUGCCCAUUUAAGUAAGAAAUCUCAAAUCAUAGUUCUAUUCAUUACUGAAUAUUUUGAUUGGUUAUUCUAUGGAUUAAUGUUUAUUUGUUCAUUACCAUUCUAUUUCAUUCCUUCUAUACAUUUAUUUUUACCUUAUCAUUUAAGUAUUACUGUAUUGUCAUUCUAUAUUGCCUUAUCAAUUCCUCAAAAAUGGCCAUCAACUAGAAGAUUUGCUCACCCAAUUUUAAUUCUGACUUUUCUCAUUUUAUUAUUUUGCUUUAUUGGUUCAUUAAUUUAUCAUCAAGGCAAACUUCAAGGAUUUCUAUUAGAUUUAGAAUAUUAUAGAACAGGAAGAACUUAUUUAAAUUUAUUCAGUUCUGAAUUAAUGUAUAACAAUGGACAAACAGAUUUAAUGCCUCCUCAUGAUGAGACAUUAUUAUAUAAAUGGCCAGGAUGUGGAGAUGUUUUAGCUUCAUUAUUAGAUAUAUCGAUUGUAUCUUUAAGUUUACCAAUGUUUACUCAUCGUCGAGAUUUUAUUAAGAAUUUCUGGGUAUUAAUGACUCCUUGUAUGGCAUCAAUGUCAUUAUCAUUCUUUGUAUAUCCUAUAGUAUGUCAUAGGAUUGGAAUUGAACCUACUAGAUCAAUUGGAUUUAUUGGUAGAUCUAUUACAUUAGCUCUUGGUCAACCUCUUAUGUUAGCUCUUGGAGGUUCUGUAUCACUUAUGGCAGUUUGUACUAUAUUAAGUGGGAUUUGUGGAGUAUUAGUUGGAGAUUAUCUUUUUAAAUUAACUAGAGUUGCUAAGAAUGAUUACGUAACUAGAGGGGUUACUUUAGGAAUUAAUUGUGGAGCCAUUGCUACUGCUCAUCUUCUUACUGUUGAUCCAAGAGCUGCAUCUAUGAGUUCAUUAAGUUUUAGUGUGUUUGGUACAGUAAUGGUUAUCUUAUCAUCUAUUGAUGCAGUAGUCAAUGUUAUACGAUCUAUGGUCGGGUUGUAG